Molecule: messenger RNA, 231 nt
Organism: Diaporthe citri
Lineage: Eukaryota; Fungi; Ascomycota; Sordariomycetes; Diaporthales; Diaporthaceae
Exons: 2
Coding region: 1-231 (76 amino acids)
Source: RefSeq, a predicted model, not a curated record
AUGGAUGAGGAGAAGCUCUGUCGACUGCGGUGCGGCGGGCAGGCUGGCAGGGAAGGAGGAUUAGCCCUGGCAAACGCAGGUGCUAUGGACCUCAACCCGAACCUGGGCCUGAACCUGAAUCUGAGGCGGCGAUCAAGGAAUUGGAUGCCUGGGCUGCUGCUCCUGCGACCGGCUGCUACUGCUACUGCUACUGCUACUGCCGCUGCCGCCACUGUGUAUGCUACACAGUAG